This is a messenger RNA of Adineta ricciae, 966 nucleotides long. NCBI's taxonomy places the organism in Eukaryota, Metazoa, Rotifera, Eurotatoria, Adinetida, Adinetidae. The record is from the annotation of a GenBank genome assembly.
AUGACUUCUUCAGUAGCUUCAUCAUUGAUUCUUGCUGCACAACAAGCGACUAUUUACUUUGGAAUUCCGAUUCUUAUCGCUGGUGUCACUGGAAAUUUCCUGAAUCUUGUCGUGUUUCUUAGUUUGAGAACAUUUCGACAAAGUUCUUGUGCGUUUUAUCUCACCGCCAUGUCUUUUCUUAAUAUCGGUCAAUUAAUAUCGGGUUUACUCACUCGAAUCAUUAUUAAUGGUUACCAAAAUGAUUGGAUCAAUUCAUCGGCAUUUUAUUGUAAAUUUCGAUCGUAUUCUCUUAUUGUUAGUGCAUUGAUUUCGUUAACAUGUAUGUGUUUAGCAACAAUUGAUCAAUAUCUCGCAACAUGUCCGAGGACUCGCUGGCAAAGAUGGAGUCAUAUUAAAGUUGCGCAUAGAGUUACGAUCAUUUCAGUACUGAUUUGGAUACUUUAUGGAAUUCCUUUUUUUAUUUAUAAUAAUUUAAUCUAUUCACCGAUCACUAAUCGAAUGAUAUGUGUCUCGUCAAUGACAACAUUUUAUUAUUAUUAUGCCUAUUCGUUUGUCUGGGUUUUUGGUGGAAUGUUACCGAUCUUUGUUAAUGCUUUGUUCGGUCUGUUGGCUUAUUGCAAUGUUCAGCAGAUGCAUCGACGAACAGUACCCUUUAUUCGACGAGAAUUGGACAAACAAUUGACAGUGAUUGUACUUAUACAAGUUGUAUAUACAUUUGUCGCGAUUAUUCCGUAUAUUAUUGUGACAAUCAUCAUUUUGGAUUCUAUGAGUGGCAAUGACGAUGUCUGGCAAGCAAAAAUACAACUCGCAACUUCGAUAACCACUUGUCUCUAUUAUCUAUAUUUUUCCAGCCCAUUUUAUAUGUACAUCUGUGUGUCGCAGCGAUUCCGUCAUCAAUUUAUUCAUGUGUUUUUCAAAAUAUACAUCCAAAGAUGGCACCGACCACGAAUUAAUACAAUACAUUGA